AAGACCGUCCUUGAUACCGAUGAGAAGGCUCGUUUCGGCGAUUGAGACUGGAUCAUUGGAGUGAAGGUAUUGCUGUCAGCUAUCUAUUAAUACUCAAGUUCUAGGCAGACAUGGAUAAUACCGUCUAUUCGAGCUACCCGCCGCAGCUGGACCCCGCCCAGGAGGCAUAUUUGGUGACGACAAUCAAGGACUGGGCAAUUCAGAAUGGCCUGACAGUUCGUCCUCAGCAAAGCUUCGUGCCCAGGGAGACAGAUCCUAAGGGAGUCCUGGCAACAAAUGCUCCGGUGACGCUGUUUCCGAGUCCAUUUCCGAGAUCCUGUUUCGAGGAGGCGAGAGCAUUGCAGACUGUCUAUAACCAGCUCUAUGCGGCCAUAACAUGUGAUGAAGCAUGGCUGGGGAAGAUCAUGGAAGAUCUCAUUGACGUGGACGACUUUAUCUCGCAUCUGUGGAAGGUCCAUCUUGCGGUGCAGAAAGAAGGAUAUGCCCAAAAAUUGUCCCUUGGUCUUUAUCGGUCCGAUUACAUGGCCAACAUUCCCUCCAAUGCGAGUGCGUCUUUGAAGCAGGUGGAAUUCAACACCAUUUCAUCAUCUUUCGGUGGGUUAUCUUCGCGCGUGACGUCGCUACACACGGAGCUUCUGCGUACUCCUGGGUAUCCACCUCAUCCUUUGCUCGAUUCGUCAGUACCCCCGGAAAACACGGCUAUCGAGACGCUAUCCGCGGGCCUGGCGGUAGCGCACAAGAGCUAUGGCCCGUCCAAGUCCGCGCCGGCUCUUCCAUUGUGCAUUCUGUUCCUUGUACAGGAGGACGAGCGGAAUCUUUUUGACCAAUUAGCACUUCUGCAGCAGCUCACCAGAGUGCACAAGGUGCCUGUUUUCCGACUCCAGAGCACUGAAAUUCUGAAUCAGACGUCAAUUCCUAGCUCCAAUUCAGCUCGCCCCUUGAUAUACCACCCACCCCAAUCCCCCGGUACACAAUACGAGGUGACAACAGCGUAUCUGCGGUGUUUCUACGCCCCGAGCGAAUACAAAUCCGAGCGUGACUGGGAGGCCCGGACACACCUCGAGCGUUCAGCCGCAAUCAAAUGUCCCACAGUUCUAAACCAACUGAGUGGAAGCAAAAUCGUACAACAGGUUCUAGCCGAAACUACUGGCCCCGACCACCUUGCUAAGUUCCUGGCUGGCACGGAUCCGGACACGAUUUCAAGGCUCCGUGCAACAUUUGCCCCUCAGUACGACCUUUCCUCCAGCGGGCGGGGCCGGGAGCUUGCUCUCAACCCAGAAACAGCAGCGAACCAUGUCCUGAAGCCACAGCGCGAGGGCGGCGGUAAUAACAUUUACAAGACCGAUAUCCCUGAUUUCCUGCGUUCGAUUCCCGAAUCGGACUGGAAACGAUGGAUUUUGAUGGAGCUGAUCCACCCCCCUGCCAGUGCCAAGAACGUUGCUUUACGGAGCGAUGGUGAGGUUCUUGGGGACAAUGUCAUUAGCGAGUUAGGCAUCUACGGGACUAUUUUGUGGGAUCAGGAGGGAGGAAAUGUCCUUUGCAAUGAGCAAGGAGGGUAUUUACUGAGGACCAAGGCAAAGGAUGUUAAUGAGGGAGGAGUCGCGACUGGAUUUUCUAGUUUAGACAGCAUUGUUUUGUUUUAGGUACCCUUUGCAUUUAAAUAGAUUAACCAUUAAACCAGUACACUACAUUAGUAUUACACUUGAAUCAGUAUUACACUUGAAUCAUCAAGAGUCACUGCAGUCUGUUAGAACAGCUCGAAUAUCC
Molecule: messenger RNA, 1767 nt
Organism: Aspergillus ruber CBS 135680
Lineage: Eukaryota; Fungi; Ascomycota; Eurotiomycetes; Eurotiales; Aspergillaceae
Product: glutathione synthase
Exons: 2
Coding region: 111-1643 (510 amino acids)
Biological process (GO): glutathione biosynthetic process
Cellular component (GO): cytosol
Molecular function (GO): glutathione synthase activity; glutathione binding; ATP binding
Source: RefSeq, a predicted model, not a curated record